AUGUAUACCUCAACUAUUUCCGACCAAACUGAUCGCACUGGAACUCUCGUCUGCUAUGACGGUGCCGGCCUUUUAGCUGGUAUCCCAUCACGUAAUAAUAUUGUGGCAGAAUUCGAUAAUGGGAUAACCACUAUAUUUCAACAAAGCCUAUCCGGCAAGCAACCCAUACAUUUCAUGCCUACUGACGGAAAUGGUACUUACCUAUUUCGACUAUCUGUGGAUAAUUAUAAUCCAAUAAGUGAGGACGAUUAUAAUAAUCCAUUAUUCUCCUCGGCACUUACGAGGGAUCGAACCCUCAUACUCACAUGGAAUAUUGAGACAUAUAGUUCACGAAAAACAGGCGAGAUGCCUAACGCAAAAUAUGAUGAAGACAGAGUGUUUAUGAUUUGUAUGACAGUGCAUUGGAAAGAUGAUCCUGAACCGUUAAAACAAAUCUGUCUUGUCGAUGUUGAAACAGCACCAGAGCCAAGCUGGAUCACAAUUGUAUGUGGAUCCCAGACAGAUUUACUAAAAGCAUUCGCUUUAUGUUGGAAACUUCUAGCUCCGGAUAUACACAUAGGCUUUAACGAUUCUCAAUACGAUUGGUGGUUUAUUAUAGAGAAAGCUAAUAAAUUAGGAGUUCUCGAAUGGAUGUUCAAUCAUAUGUCAUUCAAGCCAUCGAGCCUGGAAAAAAUUAUAAAAUGGGAAUAUCGAUAUAAUAUGAUAAAAGUAAAUGAUAGAAAAUUCCAUUCGAAAAAUCUUAAAAUUCCGGGAUGUGUAGCUAUUGACGUCCGACCCUGUUUUAUGGGAAUUUAUUCUAAGGCUGAAAAGAGUAGUUUAGCAUUUUACCUAAAUGAAUGUGAGCUCGAAAGUAAAAUGGAUAUGCCUAUUCACCGCAUGAACAAAUAUUAUGAAAGGGCAUUAAAAAAGCCAGAUUACAUGUAG
This is a messenger RNA of Rhizophagus irregularis DAOM 181602=DAOM 197198, 924 nucleotides long. Lineage: Eukaryota; Fungi; Glomeromycota; Glomeromycetes; Glomerales; Glomeraceae. The record is from RefSeq and is a predicted model, not a curated record.